GUUUCUAUCUUUUCCUCUCAGGAAGCACCUUCAAGCUGUGGAGCUAUUACUCUCUCGGGGCAGCAAUGUCAACGAGAAGACCAACCGCGGAUAUACUCCUCUCCAUUUGGCUGCAAGUUCAUCUCCGGAAUGGACAGAUGGUGUGAAAGCUAUAAUGAACCAGAGCGCUGUUGAGGUGAAUCCUCGAAAUGAAGAUGGUCAAACACCGCUGCACUGGGCCUGUGAUCAGGGAUACUUGCACACUGUCGAUCUUUUGUUGGGUCACAAUGGCAUCGAUGCCAAUGUGGUAGACAACGAUGGAGACACACCACUGCAUGUGGCAGUUCAGCAGCGAGAGUAUAAAGUGGUGUGUGCGAUGCUGAACAAGGAUUCGGUGAAUUUAGAAAUUGUGAACAAAGAAUAUAGGACACCAUUGCUUGAAGCUGUUUCGGACGGUCACCUCGGAAUAAUGCAGCGGCUGAUAGCCAGGGGCGCGAAUGUAAAUGUUGUCGAACAUGGAGGAAAUAAUUGCCUGCAUCUGGCGUUAAAAAGAGAAAACAACUUUCAUUCUGAGGUGGAGCACAUGACCAUGUUAGAUCAGUUCUGCGAAGAGCUGAAACUGGGAAACGAAGAAAGGUACUCUGGCGUGGUGGUUGCCAGCUACCUAGCCCACCACGGGGCCAACUUUUACUGUAAAAACAAAAGUGGCAGAACACCAUUGGACCUAAUAGAAAAGGAAAAUUUAAAAAAGACGUUAAAUAUGUUAUUCCGACCAACGCCCCAUGGUGGAGGAAGACGCAUGGACCAGGCACUGAAGGGACCAAUCAGAUGUGUGUUUUGUGACGACGAAGUGGCCACAGAGACGUUCUUUCCAUGUAAACAUCUUUCGCUGUGUAAGAAAUGCUGUCCCCCAAAGAUACCUAAACAAUGCCUCAAGUGUGGACAGAAUAUAACGAGCAAAAAUAGUUUGGUUGGUCCAAAUUCGUCAAAGAUGGAAGUCCAGAUGGUGGCAGGACCAGUUGGGAGUCCACAGCUGAAGGAGAAGGAUCUUCUGAGAGUGGCUAAGAGGUUAGGAAGAGAUUGGUGGCAAGUAGGUGAGUAUAAAAUUACACUACCUAAUUGAUUUCUAUAAAUUUUACAUUCACCUGAGCUAUUUCAUUUGUCAGGAUGAAAGAGAACAGGUUACAUUCCUAAUUUCCAGUGGAAUGGUUAGCUGCAAAAUAAAUUCUAUUAAUGAUAUUACUGGUAUUUCAUAAAGUAUCCACUGAGGUUGGUAAUUGUGGAUACACAAGAAAAUACAAGUAGCAUUUAAUAUUGGAAGAAA
Octopus sinensis (East Asian common octopus) is the source of this 1303-nucleotide messenger RNA. RefSeq names its product E3 ubiquitin-protein ligase MIB2-like. Gene Ontology annotation, biological process: protein ubiquitination. Lineage: Eukaryota; Metazoa; Mollusca; Cephalopoda; Octopoda; Octopodidae. Gene Ontology annotation, cellular component: cytoplasm. Gene Ontology annotation, molecular function: ubiquitin-protein transferase activity; protein binding. The coding region runs from base 155 to 1102 and encodes 315 amino acids. The transcript has 9 exons. The record is from RefSeq and is a predicted model, not a curated record.